AUGCAAGCAUCUACUGGAACACCCACUCAAUCGUCAAUGUUGUCCACCAAGGAAGUCACUUCUACAGUCACGACAAUAAAAGAGCAUUUCGAACCCGUAACCUGCCCUCCGGAAGACUUCGAUCAUUACUACGAGGUGCCACAGGCCGACGGCAGCAUAAAGCUGGUGCCACAUCGAAACCAUUUUCCGCGCACGAAGGCGAACAGCAUAGCGGUGCCUCGAGACCUAUGUUUAUCCAAUUCCAACCAAAGUCUGAUGCGACUCUGCGAACCAGGACGGGGCGAUCUAGACAGCCCUAAGUGGAGAGAACUCGGACCCGUUACUUGUCGCCAUCCGGCCAGAUCGCAACCAGAAAUCAAGCUGGAGACCAGCACUAGCAGUACUUGCGAGGCAGAAGACUUUCAGCAUCGCUACCAGUUCCAACUGAGGGACGGCCGCAUUGUAACUCUGCAGCAUCUGAACAGAUUCGGAAGGACUAAAGCCGGAAAAGUGGGCACCAUGCGGGACUUGUGCUUAAAGAGCAAUGGACUGCCUGUAACGCGUCGUUGCUUGGCGCAGCAAGCGGGCGCAGUCUGGGAAAGCCUCGAGGACGUGAUGUGCCACCAGGGAUCCCAGUACGAAGUAAGUCAGCAGCUGAACACACUGCACCAUAAACUGGGCGAGCCAAAUCCACUCAACAGUUAUGCGGUUGCCAAGGAAGUUCGCCAUUUGUUGGCCCAAUCGGAAGAACAGAAGAAACUGCUGCCAGCCGAUGUCGUCACGACGGAGGCCAUUUUCAGGACACUGGCUGAAGUGGAAAAGAAUGCGGAACUCGGCACAGACUUGCUCGGCAUUUGCAGCGACUUGAUGGCUACAAAUACGGACCUGUUGCGAUUGUCAGCAGAACUGAACGCCACCAAUGGACUGCUGCACUCAUUCGAGAGCUACAUCGAUGCACUGCCGCAGCAGCUGGUGCCGCGCGAGAGCUGCCACCAACCUGUCGCCAAGCAGAUGGUUAACAGCAGCGCGGAGGAGGGUGGCGUGAAGAUAAUAAACUACGCCCAUAUAGGUGUCCAGGCAAUGAUGAGCCAAAACCUCAGCGUGUUCUUUGUGAAUCCCUCCUGCCAUAACAUCACGGGAAUUGCAAUAUAUGGACAGGAAGCACCGCAACUACUCCCCUCAUACAGUGGUUUCUGGUUCCGAUUUCUAUACGCCAAUGAGAGCGUCUAUACGCUGAAGACGGAGGCUCUUCUGGAGGUAGCCACAUUUCUAACUGAAGAGCUUUGGCACGCCGUGCACAGCCGAGGAGCCAACUAUCUAAUCUUUAAGGUCUAUGCCUAUGAUACGCUCUUCGUGGAAACUACGGUGGAGCGAAUGAGGCGACCGCGCAGCAAGGUGCUCUCCAUUUCAAUACCCGAUUAUAAAGAUAAACUACCCUUCCCUUUGCCCUUUCUACUGCGUAAUGAAAAUCAAAAGAAUCCGGAUAGUCGCGCCAUCCAGAUGGGCAGCGGUUGCGGUUAUUGGAACUACGAGACGUGGCUGAGCGAUGGCAUUGAGACGACAGGCAACAAUUUAAUAGAAGAUCCCAUUAUUGUUUGCUAUGCCUAUCAUCUGACCCAGUUCUCGUUCCUGCUGGGCGGCAGCUACGCCCAGCAACGCAUCACAGACAUUGUUCUCAUCGAGGUGGCUUCGUGGCAUGAGAGAGUUCUGGACAGAAUCUCGAUUGUUGGCUGCUGUCUCUCGCUGUUCGGCCUACUAGGGAUCUGGGUAACGGCAAUACUGUUCAAGAAUUGGCGAAGCCAGGCCUCCACAAUGGUGCUACUGCAUCUUUGUCUGGCGCUGACCCUCCAAAUGAUUCUUCUCAUCUUUCUGAACACUCAAGACGUGGCCGAGCAAUUGGCUCUGGAGCGAGAUGCUCGGUGUAUCGCAUUAGGCGCACUUCUCCACUACUCAGUGCUGGUUGUCUUCAGCUGGAUGCUGAUCAUUGCCUUCAUGCAGUUCCAGCGCUUCGUCACGGUGAUUGGAUUUAGGCGACCGCAGCACUAUAUCGCCAUAGCAGCGCUGGUGGCCUGGACUCUGCCGCUGUUGCCGACGCUGCUGUUGGUGGCCCUCGAUCCCCAGUCGUAUGUGCCCUCGCAGGAUCAGGAGGACACGCACACGGCUGUCUGCUAUCCAUCCGGCUAUGGCUUAACCUACGGGGUGGUGCUCCCCAUCGCUCUCGUCACGGCUGCCAAUGCACUGAUGGUCUUCUGCAUCAUGCACAGCGUCUUCAAAGUGCAAACCAAGAAGCGACAGCUUAUCUUCCAGCAACUCCGACUCUGCGUCUUGCUGUUCUUUCUACUCGGCCUGACCUGGAUCUUUGGCCUAUGUAGCUAUAUGCGCUUUGGCAUUGCUUUCUCGUAUUUGUUUUGUGUGACGGCUUCGUUGCAGGGUUUCGUGAUAUUCGUCUAUUUUGUGGUCGUAAACAGAUCUACCAGAAAUUCCUGGCGAGCUCUCUUAAACGGCUCCAGCUUCAAGGGUGGCCAGCAGUCGAGCGAAGGCGCUUCUCGGACACUCUCCAGAUCCACGACGCAGAGUGACAAAACGACCGUCGCGUCUGUUUAA
Molecule: messenger RNA, 2583 nt
Organism: Scaptodrosophila lebanonensis
Lineage: Eukaryota; Metazoa; Arthropoda; Insecta; Diptera; Drosophilidae
Product: adhesion G-protein coupled receptor G7-like
Exons: 2
Coding region: 1-2583 (860 amino acids)
Biological process (GO): G protein-coupled receptor signaling pathway; cell surface receptor signaling pathway
Cellular component (GO): membrane
Molecular function (GO): G protein-coupled receptor activity
Source: RefSeq, a predicted model, not a curated record